This is a messenger RNA of Alternaria alternata, 1555 nucleotides long. Its product is annotated as Mg-dependent DNase. NCBI's taxonomy places the organism in Eukaryota, Fungi, Ascomycota, Dothideomycetes, Pleosporales, Pleosporaceae. Gene Ontology annotation, cellular component: cytosol. Gene Ontology annotation, molecular function: 3'-5'-DNA exonuclease activity. The coding region runs from base 489 to 1487 and encodes 332 amino acids. The record is from RefSeq and is a predicted model, not a curated record. The transcript is spliced from 2 exons.
UUGAUAUAAAACCAACGCUCAUCACUUUUUACGUUAUCUAUACAUAGCUAAAAUAAGCAGUAAGUAAGCUGCGCAGGACACGUUAUCGAACACAUUGGAAAUGACCAGAAGGUGGUCUUGAUUCCGGGCGUUCACAAAGUUGCGAAAGACGGCCUCAGAUCUCGACAUCGGUACAUCUUCCUCAAAGUCUACACUGGCCCAUCGACUACAUCUGUACUCUACACCUAAUGGUCACCAUCAGGGCUUCAUAUGAGAUCCAGCGCCGAAGCCCCGAGGACCAUCAUUAAAAUGUUAGAGAUGAAGGUCGAUGACCAGUAGCGCGUUUAUCCCGUGCUAAAUGCGCGGGUGUCAGAGCCGCGAGAGGAAGCCGCGAGAGGCGACCCACUCUUGAAUUCCGAGGUCGGAAGUCUCCGUUCCGAUGGCGAUCCACCUCAAGAAAUACAUCAUUUCAGCAUUCAACGUGUCAUAUCCCUUCAUCUCAAACCACAAUGUCGCAACCGUUAUUGUUAGAGGGCUUUCCCAAAGAUGCCCCCUCUGUACCAUCUAUAAAGCUCCGAUAUGCAGAUGUUGCUGUAACAGGAACUGUCAAAGAGUUCUCUGGUGUAUAUCGGGGCAAACAAUACCAUGAGGCCGACUUCGACGCAGUGCUAGAUCGCGCAUUGGCCGCAGGGGUAGAGAAAGUCAUGCUUACAGGCAUGUACGCUUCCGAUGCGCAACUCAAUCUCGCAAUGGCCCGGCAUCGACCAGAGCAAGUCAAGGUCACCAUGGGCGUGCAUCCGUACCAUGCCGUUGAAGCAGAUGAAGGUGGCGAGGAAUACUAUCAGGACCUGUCCCGCAGUAUUGCAACGACCCUCAAUGACGAAAAAGAUUCGCAUUUGUUGGCCGCUUUCGGGGAGCUCGGCUUAGACUACGACAAGUUGGGCGAAGCACCCAAGGACGUUCAGAUACGAGUGUUCAAGCGACAACUCGAUAUGAUCGUGAACGCAGGGUGGAAGUUGCCCCUGUUUCUCCACUGUCGCGCCGCGUUCGAUGAUUUCAUCUCCAUACUUGAACCAUAUAUGGACCGGCUGCCUUUACGAUCUGGCUUGGUUCACUCCUUUGUCGGAACUAAAGAGCAGAUGCAGAAACUGGUCGCGAUGGGCUUACAGGUUAGCGUCAACAACUUUGCCUUCCGAGACCGCGACAGCUUGGAAAUGAUCAGACAUUUACCACUACCCAACCUGCAGAUCGAGACAGACGCACCGUGGGGCGAUAUUCAAGCGUCUAGCGAAGUGGCUAAAGCGUAUCUGAAGAAUGCGUCCAAGUGGCCUUGGGGGAACAAGAAGAAGGACAAGUUUACUAGGGGCGAUAUGGUGAAAGAGAGGAAUGAGAGUUGCAAUAUGGAGAAGGUGGCUUUGGUUGUGGCUGGCAUCAAGGGCAUUGGUGUAGAGGAAGUUGCAGCGUGCGCGUGGAGUAACAGCAUGACUAUGUUCUUUGCGCGUGGCUGACGUGAGUGGAUUUGCCAAUUACGAACGCCGCGUGCAGACGGUCACGCUCGCCUUGUGACUGAUUCUUC